This is a messenger RNA of Nothobranchius furzeri (turquoise killifish), 1908 nucleotides long. RefSeq names its product TAF15 RNA polymerase II, TATA box binding protein (TBP)-associated factor (gene taf15). Lineage: Eukaryota; Metazoa; Chordata; Actinopteri; Cyprinodontiformes; Nothobranchiidae. Gene Ontology annotation, cellular component: nucleus. Gene Ontology annotation, molecular function: transcription coregulator activity; RNA binding. Gene Ontology annotation, biological process: regulation of DNA-templated transcription. The record is from RefSeq and is a predicted model, not a curated record.
CCAUAAACAGAAGAAGAGAACCGAGCUGCUAAAGGGAAGUGCGGCAGCUGCAGCGCGUGUUCUGUUACCGUGAUUUUCUCUGUUAAGAAGUAUCACCGCCUGUGGUUUUCCAUCUCCUUUGAUAACUAAAAUAAAUUAUUUUUGGUGUGUUGUAUACGACAUAGCGUAAUGGCCACGGAUUCCGGCUACGGUGGUGGCUCUCAAAGCUAUGGGUCAUAUGGAGGCGGAGGAGGAGCACCUCAGCAGGGGGGACAGGCUUAUGGACAAGGAAAUACGAGUGGCCCUUAUGGGGGACAGACCUACGGUGCUUAUGGUCAGCAAGGUGGAGCUCAAGAUGGUUAUAGCCAGCCUCAGCAACAGAGUUAUGGUAGCUACGGACAGGAAACAGCUGGGUACGGUGACAAAAUGCCUUAUGGGCAGCAAGGAUCUGGUUCUUAUGGGGGCCAGGCACCAGGAGGAGAAAGCUAUGGUCAGCAAAGCUCCUACGGAGGACAAGCUGGAGGUGGAUAUGGUGCUAGCCAGGGACAAGGAGGCAGUGCUGCUCCUGGAGGUGGUGGUUAUGGACAGCAAAGCUCCUAUGGCAGUGGACAGGGCAGUGGUGGAUAUGGUGGUGGCCAGGGACAGGGAGGAGGAGGAGGAGGAGGCGGCAGCGGCGGCUAUGGAAGAUGGAGUGAAGGUGAAAGUGGAGGUCAGGGUGGACGUUAUGGACGGGACAAUGCAGACCGUUCAGAUGGAGGUGGCUUCAGGGGGCGUGGCCGCGGCAGCUUUGAUCGUGGCGGCUACGACCGCAGCAGUGGCUUUGACCGUGGCAGCAGGGGUGGACCGCCUGGUAUGGGAGGUGGUGACCGUGGUGGCUACAAAAAUUUUGGUGGCUCUCGAGACUACGGCUCACGGGAUGACUCAGGUGGAGAGCAGGACAACUCGGACAACAACACUAUUUUUGUUCAGGGGCUUGGAGAAGAGGCCACAGUCCAGGAAGUUGGAGACUACUUUAAACAAAUUGGUAUAAUCAAGGUCAACAAGAAGACCGGCCAACCAAUGAUUAAUAUCUACUCUGACAAGGCCACAGGCCGGCCAAAGGGAGAAGCUACAGUCUCGUUUGAUGACCCUCCCUCUGCCAAGGCGGCUAUUGACUGGUUUGAUGGAAAGGAAUUCAAUGGCAAGCCAAUCAAAGUCUCAUUUGCCACCCGUAGAGCAGAGUUCACACAGAGAGGAGGUUUCAGAGGGGGACGAGGAGGUUUCAGGGGUCGUGGCGGUGGUGGUGGUGGGGGAGGACCCAACUUUGAUGUUAAAGGAGGAGACUGGCCUUGUCCAAACAGCUCUUGUGGCAACAUGAACUUUGCACGUCGACAGGAGUGCAACAAGUGUGGAGCGCCCAAACCAGAUGAUGGUGGUUUUGGAGGUGGAGAUCGCGGAGGCAGAGGUGGCUUUGGAGGAGACCGAGGCGGUGGCUUCAGGGGCCGCGGAGGGUUCCGUGGUGGAGACCGUGGUGGCUUUGGAGGUGGUGACCGAGGUGGAGGAUUUGGGGGUGGCUACAAAAUGGGUGGAAGAGGUGACCGUCGGGAUGACAGAAGAGAUCGGCCAUACUAGACACCACGCGAAGACAAACCAUUCCGGCCCUCUAGUUUGCCAUUGGGGGGGGGGGGGGGGGGGUUGCUAGGGAAGAGAGAGAUGUGUGAAAUGUGACUUUUCUGUUUUUGUAGCCUGUCCAUUCUGAGUGUUACUUUUCAUCUGUAAGUGAGCGGUUAUGGAGUUGAUGUGAAGAGUCUUUGGGGACGGUGGGCACUGUCUGCAUGUGGCGUUUAUUUUUCUGUACAUUUUUAUUUUUCUGAGACUAGAUGCAUAUGGUUUCAGGUAGACUUUUGAACCAUUGUUUUUGUAUGAGUGAAAUAAAACAUUUUACUUAUU